This is a messenger RNA of Adelges cooleyi (spruce gall adelgid), 2150 nucleotides long. It is a transcript of the gene spin, whose product is annotated as protein spinster. The transcript is spliced from 8 exons. Gene Ontology annotation, biological process: transmembrane transport. The record is from RefSeq and is a predicted model, not a curated record. Bases 241 to 1782 code for a protein of 513 amino acids. Gene Ontology annotation, molecular function: transmembrane transporter activity. Gene Ontology annotation, cellular component: membrane. Lineage: Eukaryota; Metazoa; Arthropoda; Insecta; Hemiptera; Adelgidae.
CAGGCAUGGCCAGUCGUUCGACGUCCACACGGCAUACUUCACGAUCUACAGUCGUCGGCUGACUAAUACAGUGUUAUGUUGCUUCGAGUUGUGAUGGGUGUUAGACGAUGAUCGCUUUUUUCAGUCACCGUUCCGACAAUUAUUUAGUCUUCAAGUAGUUGACAUUCAAGUAUGUCCUUUGAGCCGUCCGGGCUAAUAUUGAACGAUAACUGGAUUACAGUCGGCUGUUAAAUUGUUGUGAUGCCGGCACAGGCAAUCAGUCACGGUAAUAACAAAACGGUAUUGCAAAUCAUGAAUGCCGAACCGUCCGCUCCAAAUAAUCCUAAUAAUUCUCAACAACAUCUCAUGAACGAUGAAGCCAAUAGCCGGACUAUUACUGGCAAACAAAAAAUUACCGUUAUAAUAUUAUGUUUCGUCAAUCUUAUCAACUACAUGGACCGGUAUACCAUUGCAGGUAUACUAAGCGAUAUUCAAAAGUAUUUCAAUAUUGGUGACGAUCAAGGUGGAUUAUUACAAACAGUAUUUGUUAUAAGUUACAUGAUAUUUGCCCCAGCGUUUGGUUAUUUGGGCGAUAGAUAUAAUCGAAGGCUAUUAAUGGCAUUUGGCGUUUUCUUGUGGUCAAUAACCACAUUAGUUGGUUCUUAUAUGGAUGGCUACUACCAAUUUUUAUUUUUCCGAAGUCUAGUCGGUAUUGGUGAAGCUAGUUAUUCAACAAUCGCACCUACAAUAAUAAGUGACAUGUUUGUAAAAGACUUGCGUUCCAAAAUGUUGGCCCUUUUCUAUUUUGCUAUUCCGGUUGGAAGUGGUUUGGGGUACAUUAUUGGUUCAGAAACAGCAAAAGCUCUUGGCAGUUGGCAUUGGGGAUUGCGGGUUACUCCCCUUCUAGGUAUGAUCGCUGUUGUAAUGAUUUUAUUUGCUAUGGAAGAGCCUGAACGUGGACAAAGUGAAGGUUACGCUCACACGACGUCAACAACAUCGUGGUCCGAGGAUAUAAAAUUACUAACAAAAAACAAAAGUUUUAUGUUGUCCACUUGUGGAUUUACUUGUGUGGCCUUUGUCACGGGCUCAUUAGCUUGGUGGGGUCCGACAAUAAUGUUUUUAGGACUGAAACUACAAUCGGGCCAUAAUGAAGUCGAUUUAAACAGUGUAUCAUUAAAGUUUGGAAUCAUAGCCAUGUUAGCUGGCCUUAUUGGUGUGCCAUUAGGUUCUUAUUUAUCUCAACGUCUCAAAGUGUCUUACCCAAAAGCAGACCCGUUAAUUUGUGCUGGAGGUCUUCUCGUAUCGGCUCCUCUUUUAUUUUUGGGCUUAGCAUUAGCAGAUAGAUAUUAUCUGCCUGUACUAUUUUUAAUAUUUUUUGGCCAAGUAUCAAUUAAUCUGAAUUGGUCAAUUGUCGCUGAUAUAUUACUUUAUGUAGUAAGUCCUAUAAGGCGUUCUACUGCAGAAGCUUUUCAAAUAUUGAUAUCGCAUGCAUUUGGCGAUGCAGGAAGCCCAUAUCUCAUUGGAGUGAUUUCGGAAAUGCUGAAAAAGUUGUUAACAAAAGGAGCCAUACCAGUUGUUCUGUCGUCGGUGGUUUUAGUUAGCAAUAACUUAAAUGACAAUAAAACGUUAGAAGAUGACCGAAUUGUUUUUCGCAGUCUACAAUAUGCAUUGUUUAUAACGAGUUUUAUUGAAAUACUUGGAGGGCUGUUUUUCUUUUUCACCGCAUAUUAUGUAAUAGAAGAUAAAGAAUUAGCAGAAUCAGAAACUCCAGGUUGGCCUAACUACACUCCUAUUGUUAACUAAUAGUUUAGCUGAAUUUUUUUUUUUGAGAUGUUUUGCAACAAACAUUACUAAUUUCGUAUUAUUAUUUAUUUGUUUUGAUUUAAACUUUUUUUUUCUUAAUUUAAUUUAUUGAUUUUUACUCAAUUUAGAAAAUCAUUUUUGUUAUUGUGUUCUUGUAAUUUUAUCAUGGAUUAUUGGUUUUUUUACUUUAACUGCUUGGGGUUUUCAAUGGACCUCCAUCUACGCCUAUUGUUUUUUCUCUUUACAUUUUAAACUUAUUCUACUGUAACUGAGGGCUAAAUAAUUGAAUUACUUAUUUGAGUAUAUGUCAUGUGUGAUAGUGUUUGUAAUUUAUGUAAUAUAUGUUGUACUGUGAUAUAUUAGUAUAA